Monoraphidium neglectum is the source of this 882-nucleotide messenger RNA. Its product is annotated as Triose phosphate/phosphate translocator. Gene Ontology annotation, cellular component: Golgi apparatus. Lineage: Eukaryota; Viridiplantae; Chlorophyta; Chlorophyceae; Sphaeropleales; Selenastraceae. Bases 1 to 882 code for a protein of 293 amino acids. Gene Ontology annotation, molecular function: antiporter activity. The transcript is spliced from 5 exons. The record is from RefSeq and is a predicted model, not a curated record.
AUGAGGUCAACGAAGCCUCGACGCGACCUGGAGGUUGUAACGGUGCAGUACCAGCUUGACAGCACUGCGGAGGACCGCACCAAAGAGCAGGAUCCCCUCGAAACGUAUGGCCUCAAUGUGUACUUCAACCUGCUGAACAAGUCCAUUUUGCAGCACUUCCCCUUCCCCUACACUGUAUCUGUCGUGCACGUAGCCGUCGGCACUGCCUACUGCACCCUCACCUACCUCCUGGGGCUGAAGAGCUGGUCCUUCGGCCGGGCCAUCUCCCCAGAAGAGCUGCGCAAGGUCCUCGGCCCGGCUUCCAUGCACGCCGUCGGCCACAUCGCGGCCAACAUCUCGUAUGCUGCCGUCGCCAUCAGCCUCACCCACACUGUCAAGACCAUGGAGCCGGCCUUCAACGUCCUCUUGUCGCGCUUGGUGCUCGGAGAAGCCACCCCGGCACCCGUCGUGGCCAGUCUGCUGCCGAUCAUGCUCGGGGUGGCGCUGGCCAGCUCGGCGGAGCUGUCAUUCAACUGGACAGGCUUUCUCAGCGCCAUGGUGUCGAACCUCACCUUCGGGUUCCGAGCCGUCUGGGGCAAGGCGGCCAUGACCAAGACCCUUGACAGCACGGCUGUGUACUCCUACACCACCCUCAUCAGUCUCAUCAUCUGCCUGCCCGUCGCCUUGGCAAUGGAGGGCGAGAGCUUGACUGCAGGCGCCCAGGCCGCCGUGUCCGUGCGUGGGGAGGCGCAGUUUUACACAGACCUGGUGGUUGUGGGCAUUUGCUACCACUUGUACAACCUUUUGUCGUUCAACACGCUCCAGAGAGUGUCACCCGUCAGCCACGGAGUGACCAACGUGGUCAAACGCGUGGUCAUCAUUUUUUCCAGGUGUGCUGUGUGA